Geodia barretti is the source of this 330-nucleotide messenger RNA. NCBI's taxonomy places the organism in Eukaryota, Metazoa, Porifera, Demospongiae, Tetractinellida, Geodiidae. The record is from the annotation of a GenBank genome assembly.
GACUGGCCACGCUCCUGCUCUGUCGUCACGUCGACUGUCGGUUCCUCAGGGGGUGGGGGACCACUCUGUCGCUGUGGUUCCUCAGGGGGUGGGGGACCACUCUGUUGUUGUUCCUCAGGGGGUGGGGGUGAGGGACCACUCUGUUGUUCUGGAUUGUGUUGCUCGUCAGGGGGUGGGGGUGAGGAACCAUUUUUUGUCUGUUCGGACACACUUGCUUGGCCUUCUUGUCCACCAUCAUUGGUCUCUAUGGAAACGACUCUUGAACUCUCCACGACCUCUCGCUGCUCUUCAGCUGCUGCAACCCCAUUAACGAGGCCCCGCCCACCACCC